UCUCGUCCUGAAGGAAAAAAGAUGAUGUAUAGUAAAUAGGGCACAUUGUACUCGAUCUCGAUGGAUCUUGGUAUUGUUAAUAAAAAAAAGUCCAAUAUAAUAUUUUCGUGAUAACGUAUAAAUGUCAAACGUGUCGAUACUUCGAUACUCUCGCUUGGAUUACUUUAGAUUCACAUUUCACGCAACUCGAUUGUUCGCGAUACAAAGGAUUCCGAACGUCAACGGCAAUGUAAAAUUACGGGUUUAAAAAUAAAAUCUCCUAUCUCUUUCCUCUUUAAACAUGACUGUAAUCGGAACGCAGACCGACAGCGACAGAAGAUUGCUGAAUUUUCAAAAUUACGAAGAAUAUUUAGACUCGCUGGUGACCUCUGCGGAUGUCUGCUAUCUCAGAAGCAGAAAAACCGCGCGCCAGUUAGCUGAGCUCGGUUACCGCUGCACCGGCGAGACUCUGAGCGAGGAGAGCUUUCAUCGUCGCUUACGAAUCGUUAGGAAUUUGCUGCUUCCCAUUCACCGGCCUUACGAACUCACGUCGGAAUUCGUGUCGCCCGUCGGUAAAUUAAUGCAGGAACUUGCCUUGCGCGAGCGAGCCAACAGAUUGAGGAUUCUGUCGACCAUCAUAUUCGUCCGCCGUUUGAUAACGAAGUUACAAUUCGAGGAAUCGGCCUACAUCGAUUUCGCCGAUCGGCUUAACUCGGAAGAUUGGCUGCCGUAUUACCGAGGGGAGAGAAGAUUGUCGCCACUCAAGCGAGAUCUCGCAUAUUAUCACUGGAGAAUGGGCAGGACGUGCUUGAAUGAGACUCGUAAUUAUGUGCCGAUCGUAGACCUCAAGCGUGGUCUGUUGUUUAAAAAUAUUCAUGACAGACAGGUGAUUACGGUCGAUCCCGCUGCCACGUCACCCGGCGUACAAACGACACGAGUUCGCAUACAUUGUCCGUUUUAUAAGCACGUAAUAUUGUACGAUCAUGUGAUUCGAAGCAAAAUUAUAUAUGAAAAUUAGAAAUGUCAAUAUAAUUCAACGUUGUUACAGUGACUAUAGAUUUUCAAAUCGGAAAAUUAGUCUUCGCGAUAUGCAUCUUUUCUUGUCCCUCUUCCAAGGAAAGAAAACAGUGAUAGCAAACGAAAAGAAUAUUUUAAUAAAUAUUAAAAGUUAAAAUUAUAAUUUCAAACGUUGAUUUAAAGAAAAGAUUAUUAAACUGAUGGGUUAUCGAUUCAAUCGAAUUUAGCCAAUGAGCUAAAUUAUUUUUCAUUAAGAAUUAUUAACGUUCAGAUAUAAAUACGAAUGCUACUUCAUUGCGGGAUAUUUUGAGGAUGGCACGAUUGGAUACGUAAUUUAAAAACGAGAUUAUCUUACAUUUUCCAUUUUAUUCUAUUAAAAGAAAUAGGAAAUCCAGGUUACUUACUUCUCUCGUGGGUCGAUGAGGGUUUACCAAUUGCUUCACGUUGCCGUAUGUAACUAGCGAAGCCAUGGAGUCGCCAACCCAAGCAAUGUAUAAUUUCUUAUUUAUUAGCAACGCACAAAUUGCGGUUGUUCCACCGUUUAAUUUCUAUAAUAAAAUGAUGAAUCGGUAGAGUUAUUAUAGCGAGGAGUUAUGCGAAAUAAAAUAUCGCAUUUCACGUAAGAAACAUUUACCUGUGUACUUGAUUUUGCUAAGAAUUGUGCGUCAGUAGUCAGGAAGGCAUCGCGCAACGCACGUUCCGGAUCUGUAGGAUAGUGCACGCUCUCAACCAAAUACUGAUGCAAAUGUGUCGCGCAAUACGCCGCGGCAUCCUGUCCACCGUGGCCAUCGAAUACAGCGUAGUAAUCCACAAUAGUGUCAUCCUAUAAAAUAUAAAUUAAUGUAUCAGCUCAGAAUAUUAAUGUGUCGACAAUAUCGGAUCGAAUUAAUUUCUAAUAUAAUUGCCAAUAAAUUUUGACGUGUAAAUUAAUAUUUGUUAUUUCAACAUUAUACAUUAAAUCAUUAAUCACAGAGUAACUGCGAAUGAGCCAACAAAAUCGCUACCUGAAUAUUAAACAUGGUGUUUAAGUCGUGCAGAAUCAUAUGGCGGUCUUCCAUUUUUCUCCUGGCAUUUCUAGUAGCACCCACUGUCACUUGUGGCGUCGACGAGGGAGGUGGAAGAAGAGCUAGCCUACUGUUAUCUAAAUACCGCCUGCAGAUUUCGUUCACCUCGUUCGUAACGGCU
Molecule: messenger RNA, 2181 nt
Organism: Solenopsis invicta (red fire ant)
Lineage: Eukaryota; Metazoa; Arthropoda; Insecta; Hymenoptera; Formicidae
Product: cilia- and flagella-associated protein 299
Exons: 1
Coding region: 281-997 (238 amino acids)
Source: RefSeq, a predicted model, not a curated record